CUCCACCCUGCUCUCCUCCACAAAACCCUGAGAGCCUGAAACCUGUCCCUCAAGUCACAGAUUCCUUAUGUGACCUCACUGGGUAGUGAUGACCUCACAGGCCUUCUCACAGUUUCCAUGGCAGGGUAACUACGCAAAUGUGGUGCUCUCGGGGAAACUUUCCUACCAGUUCUCUACUGGAUACCAAUCUGUUUGGUUGCCUGAGAAUGUCUGACCGGAUCUUCUAUAUUCAUUCUAACUUGUCCUCUGUCCCCUGGGAGGGCAGCACAGCAGCAGCUGUGGCUCCCACUUCUCCUCCUACACCUGGUCACUACCAUGUCCUCUACCGAGGGUGUGGAGAAACCCAAGUGGGCUGGCAUGGGGAGACAUACUGCCUGGUUGGUGGCUACCGGACCUAUGGGGAUGCUCCUGUGGCCACCCCAGCAAAGGUGGAAGCAGAGAAACCAAUUCCCAGCCGGGCUCCCAAGAGACGUCGAGCUCUCACAGAGUCGGAUAAAGACCUAGGUUGCUCCAGCCCCAAAAUUCGGCGAUUGCAGCAUGGUGGCCGAAGGAUGACCCCACAGAAGCUUGCUGGCUGAGCCACUCUUCAGGGAGGGCAAAUGUUUAACCACCCAAGACAGCUAAUGCCUCUUCCUGCAGUGAACCCCACUGCCCAUCAUUGGAGAUUAGAACCUGAGCCAUUCUGUCUGAGCUCAGCCAGGAGUCUCCUUCCAUACUAACUGGCUAUACACAAGGAGCCUUAGGAACUGAGGCUUGAAAUUAGAGGCUGCUCUGAACAUCCCAGGGCUGAAACUGGCCUGGAAGAAAACCUGGUGUUUCUCUGCUCAAUAUUCCAGAGUCCCUUCUUGGGAAGAAGAAAGAAAAGUCUGUAUUCUUUGAGUCAAC
Molecule: messenger RNA, 885 nt
Organism: Lutra lutra (Eurasian river otter)
Lineage: Eukaryota; Metazoa; Chordata; Mammalia; Carnivora; Mustelidae
Gene: DPEP2NB
Product: DPEP2 neighbor
Exons: 2
Coding region: 138-578 (146 amino acids)
Source: RefSeq, a predicted model, not a curated record